Molecule: messenger RNA, 3641 nt
Organism: Chara braunii
Lineage: Eukaryota; Viridiplantae; Streptophyta; Charophyceae; Charales; Characeae
Source: the annotation of a GenBank genome assembly
UACAGCGAACGAGGAAUGCCCUCGGCUGGUCCACCUCUGCGAUUGCAACUGAUUAGCUCUCGUAUUGUGGACUGGUAGCUCGACGGGGAUACGCCCACCGAUGGGAGGUGUCAGCUCCCGUAAGGUGGAGGUAAGUCGUGCCUCACGUAGGCCCUAUCCUGUCGUAGGGGCUCGCGAGAGGCGAUUGGUCAAAAUGCCAGAGGAGAUGGCAGAUGGCGGGAGGAAGCUUGUGACUCUCAACGACCUCAUCGAUGCCCUGGACAAGCGCGAGAGGGCGCCGAGCAAUGUCCCGAAGGUCGAGACAUUUCACUUCAUGGGGGAUCGGGUAUCUGAUUGGUUGGAUCUGACAGAGCAGGCGCUGGUGGGACUGUUAGAUGAAGUCAAGCUCCAGCGGGUCCUGAGCCAGGGAGGGGGCCAAGGGUAUGGGAGGGCCCGCUUCGACUGGCGAAACGCAACUUGUUGGCAUUGUGGCGAGGUGGGCCACAUUGUACGAUUCUGCCAACAGCGGCCGGAUGACGAGUUGGCAGGACUAAUCUCCACCUGUAUGGAUGGGGACAUAUACGAUCGGUGGGGAAAGCACAUUGAUCCCAAGACCUCGGGAGGAAUCAGGCAGGAAGCCCUCAGGCGAGCAGCAGCAGGGCCUCCAACGGCCCCAGCAAUGUUCAGGAUAUGGCAGAAAAGGCAAGAUCCGGGUGUAAGAGUCGAGGAGAUUGUGGGUGAAAAUGAGGAAGUGACUCAGCAGCUGAAGGCGAGGACUAUAAAGGAGGUGCCCAUAGUUGUUGAGUCUGACGAUGAGGCGCAGGAAGUGGUGAGGGAGUUAGCCUCGACCAUCCUGGAGAGGAUGGAGGAUCUGCUCACAAAGGUUGGCAGGUAUCAGGAACGGUUGAGGGCGAUGUGUGAGAAGGCGUGGGAAUGGGAAAUGAGCCUCCCUCAGGUAAUGCUGUAUGGGUCCGGUCCGAAGUCAUCAUCAGGACCGCAAGGGUGUCCAAGCGUGGCGACGGCCGGGGCAGGUCCUAGGUCAGGGAUGACCUUCAGACCCCCUACGUCACAUGGAAGGGUACUACAGGCCGUGCAGACUAGGGGCCAGAGUAAGGCUACUACCAGUCAAGGGCCUAGCCAGGCACCCAGUCGGGCGCCCUCUCGAAAGGACCCUGAGCCCGAACGAAGGAAAGAAGUGGUAGAGGUUCAAGAAGAGGAAGAUGAGGGUGAUGAUGAAGAGGACGAGAGGCUCCGGCAGGAGGAGGACCGAAGAGCGGAACAGAGGGCCAAGAAGAGAGGGGCUCAGGGAGGGGCGGAGCCGAGCCUGCAUGAUGGGGUGCCAAAGAGGAAAAGGUACGCAGUCCGGCUGGAGGAAGGCUUUGACGUGGAGCGAAUAGUGGACAAGCUCCUGGAGGGCCAUAACGAUUUGAUGAACCUAAAGGACAUUUUGGCGUCGGCACCAAGGCUCCGUGGCGAGCUGAAGGGGCGGCUCUCACGAAGGCAUGAGGGGACGAUGAUUCUAGCUCUAUCCGAUCCAGCCUGCGGGAAUUACGAAAUUAUCAAGUGCCGGAACACAGGACCCGGAAGUGCGAGGAACAGGCUCAACCUUGGCUCCUUUACCUUCGAAGAGUCUGAGUACGCGCGGAGGAGACUCUGGGAGAAGCAGGAGGAGGAAGGACUGGGCGAGGUGCUGUCCCUGAGCCUUAACGAUGUGAAUAAGGCAAUGGAGGUGGUGGCGGCGCAUGAUAUGGAGGAUCCUGAGGCCAUAAAGUCAUUGAGGGAGCAGGCCCUACUUAUCUGGACGAGGCAGGCGGAGAGGCAGGUGGCCAAACAGGUUCGGGAGAGGGCUCAAGACUGGGAGGACUGUCAGGCCCAACUCAGGAGGGCAUUCGGACGACCACAACACGAGAGGCACGAGCCCAGGGUUGAGAGGCGACGGCGAAGCAAGAGGCCAAGAGAACCAACACCGAGAGAGGUGGGGCUGGCCAGAGAGAGGAGGAGGGCCCCAACACGGCAGGGGGAUGAGCUCGCAGGGCCCGCAUUGGCAGAGGAGUCGUUCCCCGCUUGUGGCCUCCGGGCAGUCGAGUUUCGGCGGAUUACGAGUGAGGAGUUGAGAUCGCCCCCACCAUUGCCAUCAACACAAGAGAUGGACAUACCAAGAGAGACGCCAUUCCGAAGCUUAGCGACUCAUCUCGAUGUAUCCCAAUGGGAGGCCUCACGGCUGGGAGAGGGCUCAGUCGAGCCGGCGUGCUACGUGCCGUUGGAGGAGCUCUUGGACCCCGAGAUGGAGACGGACAUGCGAGACCGAGGGGAGCCGCAGGAUCCUGAGGUGGCAGCCGAGCGGCCGGAUCCGCUUGUCGAGGAGAGGGCGAGGACUCGGAGCCAGGCCAGAGAGGUUGAGUGGGAGAGGAGAUUUAGGGAGAUGGUGGCUGCCGUGGAUAGGCUCUCGGCAGCCUGGGAGGCUAGCCAGGCGGGGCGAGCUGGUGCCGAUGGCCACGACAGAGGGAUGCGCGCCUCGCCGAGCCAGAGAGCAGCGGUGGAGGUCCCUCGACAGGCUGAGCCCGUGGAGGAGAUGCCCCUGGACACGGCCGGAGAGGAGGGUGGCGCACAGGAGUCACUUAUGGCUAUGUCCACGGAGAGGAGAGGUUCGCGUUUGCAUGAGCUGGCGGCAGCCAUGGGGAUAGGCACUCCACAGGAGAGGCCUCAGAGACUAGACGCUCCAGAGCAGGCCUCGAGGUUGGGAGAGUUGAGGGCGGACCUGGGCUCCUGGGCCACGGGGACGGACUCAGGAGGGUCCGACUCGUGGCAGCAGCAGCAGCAGGAGGUGAUGAGUGAGCCCACCACCAUGGUGAGCCCUCAGCCGUCAGGAUCAUGUGGGGAUGAGGUGGUGGUUGGGACAGAGAGGGCUCAUGAGGAGGGACCCCGAGAGUCGGGCACGCCAGACUGCAGGCCGACGAGCACAGCCGUACGAGAGGGUGAGGAUGCUGAGGCUAUGGUGCCCGGACCUCACGGCCAUAUGGGAUUGCCCUCGUGCCAGGGGGUGACCACUGAGACCAUGGAGAUGCCUCCGACGUCGAGUUCCCGGGGGAGAAAGAAGAAGACUGCCUGGUGGCACGAUACUUCCUGCUUUUGGUGCAAGGAGGGGCACAGAGUCGUGGACUGUUCAGAGCUUCUUGAGGAUAAGGCCGAGGGGCGGGUUGCAGAGGUCGACGGCAAGUUGUAUGACAAGCAGGGUAGGAUAGUAGAGCGAGCUCCAGAUGGGGGCAGGGCUCAGUUGUAUAGGCAGAACUAGGAGGAAUUAUGUAAGUAGGGACCGGUCUGUCUGUGUGUCGGUAGGGUUAUAAUAGUGCGCACACAAGGGGCGAAUUGGGGGUGUGCAUAUGUCUAAUUGGAUGAGGGGGCCCUAGAUGUGUGCACGUUUUAGAGGUAGUAGGAUGGGUCCUCGCCUGCUUGUACAUAUAUAGUUGACUGAGUAUUUUUUUAUUUUUUUUGAGUUUUUUCUUCCAUAGGCUACGGCUUAGGGCAUGAGAGUCGGCCGUAGGACACAUGGGGCUAGUCAGUCCACUUUUGAUUUCACAGUGCGGAGACUACUUGGGUUUGAGAGAGACUUGGGUAUGAGUUUUCCCUAGUUAGGUGAGGCAGAGGGUUAGGCACCCAUUAGA